Messenger RNA from Galeopterus variegatus (Sunda flying lemur), 808 nucleotides. It is a transcript of the gene GJC2, whose product is annotated as gap junction protein, gamma 2, 47kDa. The record is from RefSeq and is a predicted model, not a curated record. Bases 194 to 808 code for a protein of 204 amino acids. Gene Ontology annotation, biological process: cell communication. The transcript is spliced from 2 exons. NCBI's taxonomy places the organism in Eukaryota, Metazoa, Chordata, Mammalia, Dermoptera, Cynocephalidae. Gene Ontology annotation, cellular component: connexin complex.
GAGGUCGGGACUCGGGUGGGGGCUGCUCCCUCCGUGUAAGAUGGUGAGCUCCCAGUCACCAGGGCUGUGUAAGCAGAAGUCAGCCCUGAGCUGAGCCCCCUAACCUCGGCUCUGAGCGCUGAGCACCGCGGGGUUCCGGCAACUUCCACCCGCUGAUGGCCGCCCCCUCCCCCAGGUCCUGCCGGCCGCCCCUAUGACCAACAUGAGCUGGAGCUUCCUGACGCGGCUGCUGGAGGAGAUCCACCACCACUCCACCUUCGUGGGCAAAGUGUGGCUCACCGUGCUGGUGGUCUUCCGCAUCGUGCUGACGGCCGUGGGCGGCGAGUCCAUCUACUCGGACGAGCAGGCCAAGUUCACCUGCAACACGCGGCAGCCAGGCUGCGACAACGUCUGCUACGACGCCUUCGCGCCUCUGUCCCACGUGCGUUUCUGGGUCUUCCAGAUCGUGGUGAUCUCCACGCCGUCCGUCAUGUAUCUGGGCUACGCCGUCCACCGCCUGGCCCGCGCCUCCGAGCGGGAGCGCCGCCGCGCCCUCCGCCGCCGACCCGCGGCCUCAGAGAAUGUCUCUGGCAAUGGGAUCUGGCUGCAGCUGGCCACUGAGGCCAGCAUGGGGCCCUUGGUUACCCGCAGCCUCCGGGGGCCAGGCUGCAGUGCCCUCGCCACUCAGAAGGGGAACAGCAGUCACAACCUCCAUGCCAUCCACUGGUCCUACCUCCAAGACCACCUCCUUGACAGUCUGGACACAGCCACCAUCUCAGGCCCAAGCCCCAAGCCCCUAACCCAGCUAUCAUCUCCCACCUGUGCAUGA